Molecule: messenger RNA, 3008 nt
Organism: Amoebophrya sp. A120
Lineage: Eukaryota; Dinophyceae; Syndiniales; Amoebophryaceae
Source: the annotation of a GenBank genome assembly
AAUAUCUCGCGUUCUGUUCGUGGUUGGCGAUGAAUCUACUUGAAGCACAAGCAGCAGUGCAAGUCUACUCUAUAAGUCAGCGACCGACCGCAUCAACAUGAACAUCGUCGAUCAAAGUUGAGAAAAGAUCGAGUUCGAGCUGCACAUCCAUUUACUUAAUUAUGUCAUGGUUUUUAGACAACUCCAUGAGUCCCAAGAGUAGGAUCCGAAAAGUAAAUUUUUCACAACGACGAGAAACUUUGAGGAUCUGUGUUUGUAUUGAUGGUUCUCCGCAGUUUGGCCUGGUAUAUCUCACCACCGGCAGAAACACUUUUUCUUCAAGCACAACUUGUUAGUAACACAUGCACAGCGAGGUGUAGUAACAAGUAGAAAACAUUGAGAUGUAUCACAAGCACGUAGCUAUGUCACUCCACAACCCACUAACAUCUUUUAAAACUUUUGCAGCAAUUGCGCCCUCGCCCCUAACCCUAUACAACAAAAUCGGCUUCGAAUAGUACGCUCCACGUUUUCGAACGCAGCUACUAGCACAACAUCAAAGCGACCUAAGUUUUUCUUCACCUUUCGGAAAAUCUAAAUCGUCGCGAGCCCUAAAAGAAGAUGUUCUUCCAACUGCAGAUGAAGUCCUCGCGACUCUCGAAGGCCGCAGCCGGGGUGCUUCUGUUUGGCUGCUCGACGUCGACGCAGACUCUUAUUACAGCGCAGCUUCCCACCCUCUUUGUCGCGGCGAAAGAAAAGAAACAAGGAGCGGCGAAAAAAGCAGCUUCGACAUCAACAAAUGAAGAUGGGAUUAACAAAUCAAAAAAGACAGCCACGAACACUGGAGGUAGUAAGAAAGCUGCUGCGAUAAAAAAUGAUGAGCACACGACGACCAAAGUGCAAGAAGGUUCAUCUCCGGAUCUUGAGCAGGAAGAGCCUGAGCCGACCCCGUUUAUUACACCAACACUUUUCUUUCUUCUGCUGACCACCUCCGUCGCGAGCGUGGCUGGUGCGUACGCGGUCGGGCUCGUGGGGUCAGGCUCGAAGAUCCGGGGCGGGAAAAGUAGCAAAGGCUUACAAGUCACGAUUCUGGGGCAGAACAAUGCGGGAAAAACGGCGCUGCUCUUUGCCCUCCGGGACGACGAAAAGCAAAUGAAGCUGGUGAGCAGUUAUGCAUUGCAAAUAUGUCCGGGUCUGGAAGGACGCGAACUUGUCAUGCUAAGUCUGGAUCGUGCAAAAAUUUGUGUUGCAUGGUUACCAAAAGGUGUCCACUUUUGAACAAGUUUAGAUAGAGGCAGUUUGUCAUGCAGGAUAGACCUGAUAGAGACUUCGCAGAACCUGUCAUGCUAGGUCCUUCAUUGCAGACCUCAUGGGGCAUGGAAAAUAUGCAUGACAAGUUUGCACUCUUCCAGACCCAGACAUAUUUGCAGUGGGUAGCAGUCUGAAAAUCACCAGUGCGAGCUUCGAGCUCGAACACCGGCAAGGAGGAGCCUAUGAACUGCAAAAGUAUCGUACUCGUAUGAAUGCAAUGCAAAUUUUCUCAGCAUGAGAAAUGAAAUUUGCCAUGCUAAUUUACCUUAAGAAAAAUAUUUGUAAUGCAAGACUUGCAUUUAUACGAAUGCGAUACUUUUGCACAGGAUAGAGCCACAAGUGAGACCACCACGACCGCGGGAAUAGAUAAAACGAGCCCAACGAACAGUCGCAAACCAGAACAAACACAAACAGCACGCGCAGAGGACAAAGAUGAAAUCACAACCUCCUACACGAAGCCAACUUUUCCGAUCUCGCUGACCGAGUGUCCGGGCCACCCGCGGAUGCGCACGGCCGUCCGCCAGGAGCUGUUGAAUCGGAGUCAGCCUCUGCACUGCGUCCUGUUUGUCAUCGACGGGACGGAUAUGAGAGUGCACAACUACUCCCCGGCCCCCUCAUUUGUAUGGCAUGAACAAGCUGCAAUACAAACGCCAGCACUCCUGGAGACUUUGCAUGACAAGCUCACCUGCCGAAAGUAGUACUGUUUGGUCUUCCGUAAUUUGUCAUGCAAACAGUGCCAGAGGGCAGCAAAUCGAUUUGCGGUAAGCGAGAAGUAAGGAAAAGAUAAUCAUAAUAUUAGUGCCCGGGAAUGAAGAUAUACUCGCGAUACUUUUCGCGGUUCUGACCCUAGAUCUCCUGCGGCCGUAGCUGCUUGCAGCGACGGUGCAAAGGUUUUCGAUGUGGUGCAGUCGGGUAUGCGUGACAAAUGAGGGGGAGCGGGAGUUGUGCACUCUCAUGACGGACAAGGUGGAGUUGAAGAACGCCGCGGAAUUUUUGUACGACCUGUUCACGGACAAGGAGCUGAUCACCCAGGUCUUCAGCACUGCGAAACUGCUGCUCGUCGUGAACAAGAUGGACAAGAUGACGCGGCCGGAACGAAUGGUGCUCGAGGAACUCGAGCGGGAGAUCGAGCGGAUGCGACAGUCGCGCGCGUGCGCGUUAGAGAACCAAGACGCCGCGGACCAGUACUUGGGCGUCGAGGGGGAAAAGUUCAAAUUGAAGGACCACGCGCCGAUGGGAUCCACCGCGACCUGCUGUGUCUCGAUUUUGAACGACAAAAACAUGCAACUGGUUCGGGAUUUUCUCGCGCAAGCAGCGGCGGAAAAAGGGUUUCUGUACUGAGAAUUAUAAUUGUCAUUGAAGAUUGGUCUUGCUAGUGUUCGUGGUCAGCAUCACGACCACGCGCACAGAAAAAUAUUAACCCCGAUUUCAUUUCGCAGUGCAAAAAUUUCAAACCAGAGAAAUGAUUGCAAGAAGUAGCAAGCUUCUUGUGCAGCUGCUCGUCCGUCCUCCCCGACGAGGAGCCAAAACGACCCAAGAAACUACAAAACGGCCAUCCUUAGUAUCUCGACUUCUAUGUUGUGUGACUGUGGUCUCGCCUGAUUUAAUUGAUCUUGAAAAUGAGAACAGCGCAAGCUUGCUGAGCAAAGAGCAUGAUGGAGAACACUAUUGCUAUUGCACUACUUCUCUGAGCACCAGCAUUAAUAUGCCGCCUACCUGUU